UAUUUUUAUUGGGUUUUGGUGGCGCAGGUGUUCAGUAGAGAGUACAGUCACAAGGACUUCUGCCUGGCGCAUCUUUUCACUGAUCUUAAAUUCGAGGGGGGCAUCUUGGGGCUUGCUUACGUCGGUUCACCCCGUCGUAAUUCUGUCGGGGGCAUUUGUACCCCAGAAUACUUUAAAAACGGUUACACUCUUUAUUUAAAUUCGGGAUUGAGUUCAAGCAGAAAUCAUUAUGGACAGAGGGUGAUAACCAGAGAGGCAGAUCUCGUCACUGCGCACGAAUUUGGGCACAAUUGGGGCUCCGAACACGAUCCAGACAUACCCGAAUGUUCUCCCAGUGCCAGCCAAGGGGGCUCCUACUUAAUGUACACUUAUAGUGUCAGCGGAUACGACGUGAAUAACAAGCGUUUUUCCCCGUGCAGCUUACGAUCUAUACGCAAAGUUCUCCUGGCCAAAUCAGGAAAAUGCUUCUCGGAACCCGAGGAAAGUUUCUGCGGCAACCUAAGGGUCGAAGGGGAUGAGGAAUGCGACGCGGGUCUCUUAGGAACCGAAGAUAACGACGCAUGUUGCGAUAAGGACUGCAAAUUGCGUAGACUGCAAGGAGCCAUGUGCAGUGACAAAAAUUCCCCCUGUUGCCAGAACUGUCAGUAUAUGCAGAAGGGAGUAAAAUGCAGAGAGGCUCAGUACGCAACAUGUGAGCAAGAAUCAAGGUGCACUGGAUUCCAGGCCGAUUGCCCCAGAAGCCCUCCGAUGCCAGACGAUACUGAUUGUCAAGAAAGGGGAAAAUGUCGAAACGGCAAGUGCACACCAUUCUGUGAAACACAGGGACUUCAGAGUUGCAUGUGUGACAUAAUCGAGCAUGCUUGCAGAAGAUGUUGCAGGACUAGUAUAAACGAAACAUGUUUCCCUGUAGAGCCUGCGGAUGUCUUACCUGACGGUACACCUUGUAUACAAGGUUUUUGUAAUAAGGGAAAUUGCGAGAAGACGAUUCAGGACGUCGUGGAACGUUUUUGGGACAUUAUAGAAGACAUAAACAUUAACAAGGUCCUGUUAUUCCUCCGGGACAAUAUCGUGGGAACGAUUGUUCUCGUAACUGCCUUGCUAUGGGUCCCUGCCAGCUGUGUGAUUGGUUAUUUCGACAGGAAACGACGUCGCGAAGAAGAGAAACGUUGGGAAUGGAAGAACAGGACUGAUCUCAUACAUCCCUCCGAACCCAGGAGAAUAAUACACAUACGUGUUCCCAGACCUAGACCAACCCUCAACAUCUCAUAAUAUGAAAUAAAAGUCAAGGUAAAAAACUGAAUUUCAUUUAACUUAAAUUAUAUUUAAAUUAUUUUGGUAGUAAAAUUUAUUACUACUUUAUUUACAGUUUGAAAGUUAGACUUGUGUUAUAAACAUUUCAGUAUAUAACUUUAUCUCAACAACACUUAACUUAGUGUGUAUUUGUUUCUAGUCCAAC
Molecule: messenger RNA, 1456 nt
Organism: Agrilus planipennis (emerald ash borer)
Lineage: Eukaryota; Metazoa; Arthropoda; Insecta; Coleoptera; Buprestidae
Product: ADAM 17-like protease
Exons: 6
Biological process (GO): membrane protein ectodomain proteolysis; Notch signaling pathway
Cellular component (GO): plasma membrane
Molecular function (GO): metalloendopeptidase activity
Source: RefSeq, a predicted model, not a curated record